CCUCGCCCAUGGCCCAUGGCCCAAAAUUUCUACAUUUUGGUAAAUGUCGAUUUAGUGGUUGAACUUUUGAACAGAGGUUGUGUUUGGAGUUGGAUGCAGAGUUUUACCCCUACUCUCAUUUUGUAGCUGACUUAAUUGGUAAAAUAGAGGUCAGAUUCUGACAAAGCUGUAAAAAAUGAAUAAAAAAAUUCUAUUCCAAGCAUUCUAUGAAGUUCUUGAGGAAGCUGAGACUCUGCAAAGCUUUGGAAGUGGUGAAGGCUUGAUCAGUUCUAGCUUCAAAGCUUUAUUCUUCCGACAAUGGCAGAAUCACCCAGUUAUGACGGUCCUUCUUCUGAGCCUGUUUCUUUAAGAGAGAGCUUGAACUCUGAUUAUAUGAGAAGAGGAUCCAUAGCCUUAAAAAACAAUGAUUUUGCAGAAGCGGGCAAGUGGUUCAAGCUAGCUGUUGCCAUCUGGAUUCCAAAGAAAGCAAAACUUGCCCCAGAACGUGCUGAAGCAUACUUCAAAUAUGCUCUGGCUCUGCUGUAUGAAGUCCCAGUGCCUGCAGAUGAUCCACUUGAUGAUUUGCCCAAAGAGAUUGAUUACCUCAAUUUGUUUGAUAAAGAAGGAAUCACCAGUGCUGUCAAACAAGAUGAUGGAUCGCAUUUGGCACAUGAAGAAGGCAGUGGGCUGGGAGUUGGUUCAUCAAAAAACCUGGAUUCUGCCUGGUGUGUGCUCAAUCUUGCACUGUCAAUUUCAAAUGUUAUAUCAAUGGAGAAAGCAAGCAUCUUCUCUGCUAUUGGGGAAGUUGCAUUCAGAAAAGCGGACUUCAAUGAAUCAUAUAAGCACUAUUCAGAAGCACUGACAAUUUUGGAGAUUUUCUAUCCAGAAGAGGAAGAUCGCAUGGCUCAUCUAAGCUUCAAAAUAUGCAUGUGCCUGGAAAGAAUUGAUAAGAUUGGGGAAGCUAUCACAUAUUGCACAGAAGCUAUACGGGACAGUGCACGUCGGCUGGAGAAGCUGGAUGCAAAAUUAAGUACGUUUUCAGGAUGGGGAUGGUCAUUGGAUGAUAUUGCUGCGUCAUGUAAUGGACCUGUUGAUCCUGCUUAUUUCGAGUUGCAAGCUGAGAAGAAAAGAGUCCAUGAACUCCAAGGGAAGUUUGAAAAUAAGCUCCUGCAUUUGGAAUGUAUUCAAAGAGUUGUUGCUAAGAAAACAAGCUGACAGGAAUCCAUUGGAGACUACUUCAGUUCUUCUCUAACUGCUGAGGCUCACACAGAUGGGACAAGUCAUGGUAAGGCUGUAGUAGGAGCCAAGUGGCAACUAAUAACGUACCUAGAGAAUCCUCCAACUAAGAAGCUCUUGCUGGGCUCAUCAAUGAACCCAGAGGAUGAAGCAAGCAUUCCAGCAAAGAAACCCUCAUUGGGCUCUUCAACUGGUUCAGGGAGCCAAAAUACAAUUUCAUUGUUUGGAAGCUGCUUGAUUUUCAUUUCUGUGGCAGUUUUAGAUUCUUAUUCCGCAUCUUUGUCUUCUCAUUCCUUCUUUCUCCAGUCAUAUAAUGCUGGAUUAAGAUUUGAAUCUAAGUCCCUGUAAUUGUUUCCAUUGGCUGUCUAACAAAGACCAUGGAAUUUGUACAUGUUAAUCUUCCCUAAAUUCCUUGUUGCAGGAGAUGUGAUAGCUACUCACAACCUAUAGCCUGAUUCUAGAUCUCCCACAAAUUUUGUUUC
Molecule: messenger RNA, 1697 nt
Organism: Vitis riparia (riverbank grape)
Lineage: Eukaryota; Viridiplantae; Streptophyta; Magnoliopsida; Vitales; Vitaceae
Exons: 7
Coding region: 298-1194 (298 amino acids)
Biological process (GO): DNA replication-dependent chromatin assembly; CENP-A containing chromatin assembly
Cellular component (GO): nucleoplasm
Molecular function (GO): histone binding
Source: RefSeq, a predicted model, not a curated record